CGGCGCCCGGAGCCCGCAGCCGCGGGCAGCGCCUCGGGGAGCGGCGGCGGCGGGUCGGGGGGCGCGGCGAGCGCUGGGCACCCUGACGGCGAGCUGCCCGCGCUGCGCCCCGCGCCGGGGGCUCAGGAUGCGGCCGGGGGGCGCGCUGCCCGCGCUGCUCGCCUGCCUCGGGCUGCUGCUGCUGCUGCGUCUGCUCUGGGGCUCGGCCGAAGCGCCCGCCCGCGCCAGGCUGGCGGCCGAGCAGCGCCGGGAGGGCCCCCGCGGCACCGCGGCCACGCAGAGGACGCUCCGGAGCCCGGCGACCCCGCUGCCGCCGCGCCCCACCAACAGCAGCUCCUAUCUGAAUGAGAAGUCACUCCAGCUGAUGGAAAAAUGCAAAACCCUGCAGCGUGGCUUCCGGGCUUUAUCCAACAAGACAAGAAUGUAUUCGGAGAAUGACUAUCUUCAGAUCAUCACGAAUAUCCAGAGCUGUCCCUGGGCACGUCGGGCAGAAGAACAUGAGAAUUUCAGAGCAAAGCUUGCUUCCUGUUGUGAUGCUGUUCAGAACUUCAUUGUCUCUCAAAGUAACACUCCAGUUGGGACUAACAUGAGUUUUGAGGUGGAAAGUAAAUUUCAAUUCCUAAUUAAACAGAGCAUUUUUGACAUGUUUCCAAAGUCGCAGCCCAUCAUAGGCUACCCGUAUAAUCAGUGUGCCGUGGUUGGAAACGCAGGGAUUCUGAAUCAGUCUCUCUGUGGCGCAGAAAUUGAUAAGUCGGACUUCGUGUUUCGGUGCAACCUCCCUCCCAUCACAGGAAGUGUCAGUAAAGAUGUUGGCAGUAAAACCAAUCUUGUGACGAUCAAUCCCAGUAUCAUAAAGCUGAAAUAUGGGAACUUAAAGGAAAAGAGAGAGUUAUUUCUGCAAGACAUUGCCAGCUACGGAGAUGCGUUCCUUCUGCUGCCCGCCUUCUCCUUCAGGGCCAACACCGGUUCCUCUUUUAGAGUGUAUGAAACUGUGAAGUUGUUCAAAGCAAGACCGAAGGUGGUUUUUUUCCAUCCCAAAUACCUGAAAAACCUUGCACUUUUCUGGAGAACUAAAGGCGUGAUGGAAUAUCGCCUGUCUUCCGGCUUGAUGAUCACCAGUGUGGCCAUAGAACUGUGCGAGAAUGUGAAACUCUAUGGGUUUUGGCCCUUCUCAAAGACCGUGGAUGACAUCCCUGUCAGCCAUCACUACUACGACAACAACUUACCUAAACGCGGCUUCCACGAGAUGCCCAGAGAAUACAGCCAUAUUCUCCAGCUUCACCUGAAAGGAAUUCUCAAAUUACAAUUUAGCAAGUGUGAGAUUGCCUGAGCUAAGUGUUUUAAGAUGGAAUAAACCUGGCUGCCAUGUCAUCAGUGAAUAACAGUGUUCUGAAAUAGAGAUCGUUGUAGAGGACAGUCGGGAGAGAACUCGUUCUCACCAACUCUGGACACUGAGUUUGUACCCUCAGCAAGGCAUUUGGUUAUUCUUAAGUGUCUUUAUCUCUAAACUAGAGACCGUGACAUGUAACCCAUGUUACCUGAGUGAAAUGAAAGCAUCUAUAAAAAAUCUUGACAAAAUAUAUGGCAUGAGGUAGGGACUUGGUGAAUAUUUCCAUUUUGAUAUGUUUUCACGCUCACUUCCACCCUCUCCAGCCUGAUGAUAAGAGAUAGAGUGUCUGGGAGGCCCUUUCUCAAGAAAAGAGCUGAAUUACUGAUAUUUACUAGGGUUCUUUUUCUGGCAGGCCUCUUUCUUAACAAUAAUAUAGUUCUCUUCUUCCUUUCUUAAGGAGAGCAAAUUAAAAAUGAUGCAGUUCGAUAAGAACCCCUUGUUGUCAAGAAAUGAAAUUCUUGUUUUCGGAAAGUAACAUGUCCACUUCUGAUUAUGUUCACUUGUGAUAGUAGGUUUUAUGAUAUUAUGGAUUUGAGCCAAAUAAUUUUUAUUUAUGUCUAUAUUUUUAAACCACAUGAGAAAUUAUGUGAACUUCCUGCCAUAUUAAGUCUUUUCCUCUCCCACUAAGAGUAUUAACUUCAAGGAUAUGAAUAUUUUCAAUACCCAGGUUUUUCUUAUCUGUUUUCCUUGUUGAGGUGGAGAGGAUGGCUCACUCUUUCAAUUUACUUAAAAAACGCUAUUGAACAGCUACUUCAUGCCAGAGCUAGAGAAAGGGAUAGAGAUGAGUUAUUCCACAGAAGGAAAGAGAUGUGCGUGUCACCAGUUAUUAUAUGGUAUGAUGAGUGUCAUUGCAAAAGUUAUGAAUAAAGGAGGGACGGAGUCAAGAAUAAUUUUAUCUUGGUGGGAUAUCUUUCAUGGAAGAAGUGAUUUCUAAAUUAAACCUAGAAAACAGACUAAGUUUUACCAAAUGAAAAAGAUCCUAGGUUCUGCUAAUAAUAUGUUAGGGGGAGAUAGUGUCCUUUUGCUUCUGAGUUUUCACUAUCAGGAUAUUUGAAAGUAAACUAUGGAUUUUGUCCCCAAGAACUGCCACAUCAAGACAGUGGGGAGGCUGGACAUCUUGGACCCGCAUCUGUGAAUUGGGAAUAAAACUGGCUUGAUUGAUUAAAGCAUGAAAAACAAUUCUCGUAUGAGAAGGUGUAGAUUUCACUGUGCUUGCCUUCCAAGUGGCCAGCUGGGUACAAUCCCCAGCAUUCCAUAUGGUCCCGAGUUCCCUGGGAAUGAUCCCUGAGCACUGCCAGGAGUAAAUCCUGAGCACUGCCAGGUGUGGCCCCAAAACAAUAAAAUUUAAAAAGAAAGAGAGAAAAGCUAUAUAUUUACAUGAGAAUAAGAUGUAACUUAAAUAUCCAUAAGCUAAAGCCUAAUAAAAUAUUUAAUACUGGUGUUUGUAUAGCACUUCCUUACACUCUGACAAUACAGCACUUCUUAGUAGAGAUCGUCUAUUAACUAAACAAGUUAUUUGACUUAAACAAGUAAUUAUAUUCAUACUUUCCUGCUUAUCUUUGUAUCUCCCAAAAAGAUCAGAAAUACCAGUGGAACAGACUGGGCAAAAUGCUGAAUUAAUUAUAAAUUACUUCUGAUUAUUAGUCAGGUUAUUAUUUCAGUACAUAUUCACUUGUAAGAACACUCUACUGUGAAUUGCUUAUUUUGAUAAAGUACAUCUUUAAUUUGAUUGUAAUUGACAUUUGUGACGCUAUUCUUAGUUAAUGCACUUGAUUGUUCCUUUUAUAGCAAAUGAAACUUACUAGCUCCAUAAACUGAUUAGGAGUUUAUAUAUGAAUAUGUUCCAAAAUAUCCCUUUAGCUACAUAAAGUCAAACUCAUUUAUUAUAUAUAUAUUUUUAGUGUUGUUAACUAGGUGGCUGUUUUCUACUGCUUCUAAUGGUUUUAUUUAUUUUUAAAAAUAUCUGCUACCAUUAUUGAUGAUGUCCCUAUCUUGUUACUAGCAGUGGCUUAUUAAAAAUAAAUCAGAGUAGGGGCUGGAGUGAUAGCACAGCGGGUAGGGCGUUUGCCUUGCACGCGGCCGACCCGGGUUCAAAUCCCAGCAUCCCAUAUGGUCCCCUGAGCACCGCCAGGGGUAAUUCCUGAGUGCAUGAGCCAGGAGUGACCCCUGUGCAUUGCCGGGUGUGACCCAAAAGCAAAAAAAAAGAAAAAAAAAAAAAUCAGAGUAUUUGUAUUUUAUAGUGAGUAAAAUGUUUUCUGGGAAGUUGGAACAAACUUCUUCUUGAUGAUAUUGGAAAUAUAUCACUGAUCACUGAUAAGUGAAAGUGAUAGAGCAUAUAAAAUAAAUCUUUACCUAUACAAUCUGGAAACUGUAAGUUAUUUUAAUAAAAAUGACAUGAUUAUGACCUUUA
Molecule: messenger RNA, 3800 nt
Organism: Sorex araneus (European shrew)
Lineage: Eukaryota; Metazoa; Chordata; Mammalia; Eulipotyphla; Soricidae
Gene: ST8SIA6
Product: ST8 alpha-N-acetyl-neuraminide alpha-2,8-sialyltransferase 6
Exons: 8
Coding region: 128-1330 (400 amino acids)
Biological process (GO): N-glycan processing; oligosaccharide metabolic process
Molecular function (GO): alpha-N-acetylneuraminate alpha-2,8-sialyltransferase activity
Source: RefSeq, a predicted model, not a curated record